UAACAAAAAAGCGAAGAGGAAACUCAACAUGAUGGCAUUAAUGAGGUCUCUGCUAUGUUUUAUCUUGCUGAUGGUAAUGUGGAAGAUCCCUUUAUCUGUUGGAAAUUUGUUCACGCGUGAUGUCCUCCAAUCGAUACUAACAGAAAAGUGUGAGCCAGUGCCCUUGGCCGUUCAGUUAAUCUGCUUCAGACGUCGUUACCGAACUUAUGACGGCUCGUGCAAUAACUUGUGCAACAUUACAAAAGGCAGUGCCCUCAGACCGUUUGCCCGCCUUUUACCGCCAGCUUACGAAGACGGCACGUAUGCACCUCGAACACUCGGAUCGAACAACGAGUCACUUCCGAACGCAAGGAACAUCAGCACGAUUGUGUUCGUCAGCUCGACAGGCAACGACGACAACAUGACACCGAAUUUCACUCACGUAACAAUGACGUGGGGCCAGUUUUUAGAUCAUGACAUCACUUUAACCCAAGGAAACAACACAGCUGAUUGUGGAAAUAACAGCCUUCCUUGCAGGGGACACGACGAGGGAUGCAUCAGCAUCGACAUACUUAAGGGGAAUGAAUUGAAAGAUAACCGAAGUGCAGUUUGCAUUCCACUGCGUCGGUCAGCCAUACAAGACGGCGAACAGGUAAAUUUGGUGUCAGCUUUCAUUGAUGGAUCCCAGAUAUAUGGAGCAAACAGAAGAGAAGCUGAUCUCCUUCGUGACCGCACAGCUAACCUUGGUCUUCUUCGAGUUGCUUCAUUCCCAUUGAGCUCCGCCAAAUCUCCUCUCCUGCCAAAAGCUGAGGCACAGACAUUCUGUAGGUCUCAUAAUCCUACGAAAAAGCCUUGUUUCUUGGCUGGCGACCAUGCAAGAGUAAAUGAAAACCCAGCAUUGGUGGCCAUGCACACAAUCUGGGCUCGCGAACACAAUCGUAUCGCAAACUAUCUUCAUGUUCUUAAUCCACCAUGGCAAGAUGAGAGGCUAUUCCAAGAGGCUCGAAAAAUUGUGAUCGCUAAGUUACAGCACAUAACAUAUAACGAAUGGCUCCCUAUCUUUUUCAAUGAAGAUCUGCGAAGACGUGCAAACAUCUUACUAGAACCAAAAGACACUUUUUUUAGUGGUUAUAACUCGCAAGUUAACCCAGAAAUAACGAACGCCUUUGCUACGGCAGCUUUGAGAGUUGGUCACACCUUAAUAAAAGACAACUUGGGACAAUUUGGUAGGCAAUUCAGACAGCGUGGGUCAAUUUCAACCAAAACUUUCUUCGACCCGUCACCUUUGUAUGCAAAGAGUGGUAAUGGUUUGACUGGAAUCCUUUUAGGACUUGUGACCCAAACGUCUCAAAAAGUGGAUAGGUUUUUUGCACCAGCCGUGCGAGAGAACCUCUUGAUGAAAGGCUCAACAUUUGAAGGUAUCGUGGGCGAUCUCGCCGCCAUAAACAUCCAACGUGGCCGUGAUCACGGUUUACCCCCAUACAACCAGUUCAGGGGUAUGUGUGGUCUGGUGCGUGCCGCGUCCAUUGACGAUCUCACGAACAUAAACGCGACACAGAGGGAACGACUACGAAUGGCAUACAAUGAUAACGUAGACGACAUAGACUUGUAUGUAGGGGGAGUAAGUGAGGCCCCUUUACCAGGAAGCAUACUAGGUGGAACUUUCUCUUGUAUUCUCACCAGAGGAUUUGAAAAUCUUCGCGUUGGAGACCGGUUUUGGUACGAGAGGAACGAUUCCUACACUGGAUUUACCACAGGUCAGCUGAAUGCAAUAAGAAAUGCAACUCUAGCUCGAGUUCUGUGCGACAACUCGGAUGGAAUUCUGAAAAUUACCCCAAAUGUUUUCCGCGAGAGGAGUGGGUCCAAUAACCUGACGUAUUGUGAUGACUUAAGAGUUGUCAACUUAAAUGAAUGGAUGGAAGAACCGGGCCACAACGAAUCUUGCCAAUAUGAGACUGUCGCUAAGGAUGUUAUCCCUCAGGAUGUAAAGUUUUCUGACGCCUCUACAUCUGUAUAACUAUAUUCUCUUAUGAAGAAAGGGGAUAAAUUUCUGAAGAAACUGUGGUGCUGCGUCGGUGGGAGAGUAUAACAGGUAAUUUAGUGUGAGCAACUAAGUUGAAAAUGUAAAUUGGUCAUCGUAAGGAGUUUAAAGGCUGACGCUUCGAGCGUUAGCUGUCGUCCAUCGCCGUGACGAAAGGGCUAACGCUCGAAACGUCAGACUUUAAACUCCUUACGCUGGUCAAUUAACAUUUUCAAUUCAGUUGUUAACACUAAAUUACUAUAUACUCUUAUGGACAGGUCUUCCAAUUCGGUUUUUUCCAGUUUUUCAAGAUUCCUCUUUACAACUUUAUAACAAACUGCAUACUAGAAAUGUACAUUUCUGAUUGAUACAACCACAAAUAUAUACUGCCUAUCACGGUCUAUUCUUCUGGACUACAAUGAUCUAUUUUGAUACAAACCAUCAUGAUUUGUGGGAAGGAAAAAUUAACUUGAAGAUAUUUGCAUCACCGUUCAAACCCCUUGUAAUUCAACAAGUUUUAAAAUGGCUCAUGAUAAAAUAACCAUCGACAACAAUUGAUGCCGGUGCAGUGAUAAAAUGGAAAACGUAAGUUAACGAGAAAAAGAUGAAUAUCAGAAAUCUACGUGUCCUUUUCGAAUUUUCUUUUUGAUAUCAUGUACACCAGAUGAAAAUAAAACAAAAUGUAAGCUCAUGCAAGGGCUUUUAUUGACUUUA
This is a messenger RNA of Pocillopora damicornis (cauliflower coral), 2713 nucleotides long. RefSeq names its product salivary peroxidase/catechol oxidase. NCBI's taxonomy places the organism in Eukaryota, Metazoa, Cnidaria, Anthozoa, Scleractinia, Pocilloporidae. Gene Ontology annotation, biological process: response to oxidative stress. Gene Ontology annotation, molecular function: heme binding; peroxidase activity. The record is from RefSeq and is a predicted model, not a curated record.